Molecule: messenger RNA, 888 nt
Organism: Meloidogyne enterolobii
Lineage: Eukaryota; Metazoa; Nematoda; Chromadorea; Rhabditida; Meloidogynidae
Source: the annotation of a GenBank genome assembly
AUGGUCAACCAUUUUGUUGCUGAAUUCAAGCGUAAACACAAGAAGAAUCUUGCGACCAAUCCGCGUGCUCUCCGUCGUCUUCGUACUGCUUGUGAACUGGCUAAGAGGACUUUGUCUAUCUCCACUCAAGCGAGCAUUGAGAUUGACUCUCUCUUUGAUGGAAUCAACUUCUACACCAACAUCACGCGUGCAUGUUUUGAAGAGCUUUGCGCUGAUUUGUUCCGCAGUACUAUGGAUCCAGUUGAGAAAUCAAUUCAUGAUGCUAAGAUGGACAAGUCUCAGAUUCAUGACAUUGUUUUGGUUGGAGGCUCGACUCGAAUUCCAAAAGUCCAGAAGCUUCUGUCUGACUUCGUUUCUGGCAAAGAACUCAAUAAGAGCAUCAACCCGGACGAAGCUGUCGCCUAUGGAGCUGCUGUUCAGGCUGCAAUUUUGUCUGGCGAUAAGUCUGAGAAUGUUCAGGAUCUUCUUCUUUUGGACGUUGCCCCACUCUCGAUGGGAAUUGAAACUGCUGGUGGCGUCAUGACUCCGUUAAUCAAGAGAAACACGACUAUUUCCACCAAGACUUCUCAAACGUUCACUACCUAUUCUGACAAUCAGCCUGGUGUUCUUAUUCAGGUCUAUGAAGGUGAACGCGCUAUGACAAAGGACAACAACUUGUUGGGAAAAUUCGAAUUGAGUGGAAUUCCUCCUGCUCCUCGUGGUGUUCCUCAAAUCGAAGUCACCUUUGACAUUGACGCCAACGGAAUUUUGAAUGUUUCUGUCCAAAACAAGUCGACUGGAAAGCAAAACAAGAUCACCAUCACUAAUGACAAGGGACGUCUUUCCAAAGAUGAGAUUGAGCGUAUGAUCCAAGAGGCUGAGAAAUAUCGUGGCGAGGAUGAGAUUUAG